Haemonchus placei is the source of this 570-nucleotide messenger RNA. The record is from the annotation of a GenBank genome assembly. Lineage: Eukaryota; Metazoa; Nematoda; Chromadorea; Rhabditida; Trichostrongylidae.
AUGCACCCAAUGACCUCGUGGAUCUGCGGUGUUCAGAGCGUGGCGAUGAACAUGCAGACGGCUGGCGAAGAACUUGACCUCAACUCAGGUUUAUUCCGCAUAAAUGGCAACUGCGGCUACGUACUGAAACCUGAAAUGCUGCUGAAAGGAAUCGAUCCACGAAGUGUCUUCAAACCAAAAGUGAAACUGGGCGUUGGAAUCAUCAGUGCCCAGUUUCUGCCAAAGUCGGCUCCCGGAAAGGAUAUUGUUGAUCCCUACGUGACGGUUCAAAUUUUUGGAACACCACGGGAUGAGCUGAAAUGGAAAACGAUGGUCAUAAAGAAUAAUGGGUUCAAUCCUGUCUGGAACCAGUCUUUCGACAAAGAACUCUACUGCCCCGAUAUAGCCAUGUUGCGCUUCUGUGUCAAAGAUUUUGAUUCUACUACAGUUAAUGAUUUCAUUGGGGAAUUCUCUAUUCCGUUGUCCAGUGUGCGAAAAGGUUAUUCGCAGAUCCGCUUGAAUACCGGUGUUCAUCACAAUCCUGAUGAAUCGGCUACCCUGUUCGUUAGAAUUGCCUUGGAUGAGUUGUAA